AUGGCUUUUCAACACCACCGUAUCCGGGUCGCCAUGCUGAAUGCCGACACUUCCAACCCAAAUACAUAUGCUAACAUGGGGACGUUUGGCGACAUCCUGCACUAUGUCUUGGCUGCAGCUGCGUCCAGAUUGUCCACCGGCCUAGCCAUCGAGCAUGAGACUUUCGACGUUGUCCGCGGCGAGUAUCCUGCUUCGGUCUUCGGGUUUGACGCUGUUAUGAUCACUGCGUCCUCUGCAUCGUCAUACGAUGACCAGCCUUGGAUUCGAACACUCCAAGAGUACUUGAUGUCACUAUAUCAAGAAAAUUCGCAUAUCAGGAUAUUCGGCAGCUGUUUUGGGCAUCACCUUAUUUGUCAGACUUUGUUGGGAGGGUGUGGCGUUCGAGUCGAAAAGCACCCAAAUGGCUGGGAGGUCGGUGUCAGCAAUGUGGCGUUCACCAGCGACUUUAUGAAAGCUUUCAGUCAGUCUCACAGUGUUGCGAGUGGCUUUAAGCAAGGUUCUGGCCGAAAAAUGCGCUUACAGUUCGUUCAUGCUGAUCAGGUCGUUCUCCCACCAUCGGCUACUGCUUCGCUGCCCAGCCCAUGGACCCUGGUGGGAUCUACGGAGCACUGCUUCGUGCAAGGGGUUUAUCAUCCAGGACGCGUGCUCACACUCCAAGGGCAUUUUGAAUUUGACAAAUUCGAAGGCCGGGAAACAAUGAGGAUAUUUGGUGCGGAGGACAAUCUUGGAGGAAACUCGCUCAGUGACCAGGCUCCAGUGGUUGAUGCGGAAGAUUUCAAGGACGACGGCGACCUGAUGGCCGAGAUGGUAGUGCGGUUCCUUGCGGGCGAGCAAGCAAUUGUUCAAGAACGAAGAGGAGAGCCAGGACCUGGAGACGAACCACUCACACCUAGAGCAUCGAUGGAAUUACAAUGA
This is a messenger RNA of Cryphonectria parasitica EP155, 915 nucleotides long. RefSeq names its product class I glutamine amidotransferase-like protein. Gene Ontology annotation, cellular component: cytosol; nucleus. The transcript is spliced from 2 exons. NCBI's taxonomy places the organism in Eukaryota, Fungi, Ascomycota, Sordariomycetes, Diaporthales, Cryphonectriaceae. Bases 1 to 915 code for a protein of 304 amino acids. The record is from RefSeq and is a predicted model, not a curated record.